Molecule: messenger RNA, 891 nt
Organism: Racocetra persica
Lineage: Eukaryota; Fungi; Glomeromycota; Glomeromycetes; Diversisporales; Gigasporaceae
Source: the annotation of a GenBank genome assembly
AUGACAGAGGCGGUUAUUGAUAGGUUAAAUGCUAAAAAGUUAGAGUUAGAAUCAAGGUUAAGUAAUUUGUACCACGGCGGAAGCCAACGUCGAGAAGCCCUGGAGUAUAAAAUCAAAAAAAUUGAAGAAUUAAUUACUGCUUACCAGUCAGUACCUUUACCAAUUAACUUAGAGGAAGCAAAGGAAAUUCUCAAGCAACAAGUAGGGUUUUCAGGUUUAAAAAAAAGAAGUUUAUUAGAAAAAUUAGCACAAAGAAAUUUUUUGGCUUUAUGUUUGUUCGGUCCUCCCGGAGUAGGUAAGAGCACUUGUGCUCCGUUCUUAGCUCGAGCCUUAAAGAGAGAGUUUUUUUCUAUAAAUUUGGGAGGUUUAUCAGACACUUCAAUUUUAUUAGGAACCAGCGAAAACUCUUUGGGGACCGAGACGGGGCAACUAGCAAAAGCACUGAUAGCAACAAAAACGCACAACCCCUUAAUUUUGCUAGAUGAAAUAGACAAAGCCGGCUCUUCCUAUAAAACUGCUAUUCAUGAUUGUUUAUUAAAUGUUUUAGACUCUGCCCAAAACCACGAAGUUCUUGAUCAUUAUCUAGACGUUAAAUUAGAUUUUUCCCGAGUAAUUUUUGUGGUUACGGCUAACGAUUUGACAAAAAUACCCCCACCUUUGCGUGACCGCCUGCUAAUCGUUAAAUUAAAUGGAUACAAUAUUGAGCAAAAAAAAGAAAUUGCCCAAAAAAUUAUUCAAGACUGGUUUAGCCGGCACGAACAAUUUAAUCAGGAUAAUUUUGAAAUUGACUCGGAAGCCCUUGAAACUUUAAUUAACAAAACUAAUGAGGAAGGAGUUCGUCAGUUAAAGAUGGCUCUUGAUGAUAUUUUUGACUACUGCCUUUUUCAGUGA